This is a messenger RNA of Lates calcarifer (barramundi perch), 3051 nucleotides long. Its product is annotated as sterile alpha motif domain-containing protein 9-like. The transcript has 2 exons. The record is from RefSeq and is a predicted model, not a curated record. Lineage: Eukaryota; Metazoa; Chordata; Actinopteri; Centropomidae. Gene Ontology annotation, cellular component: cytoplasm. The coding region runs from base 1225 to 2223 and encodes 332 amino acids.
GCAGAAGGCGUGGCUCCAAGCUGUUUAUAAAUAACAUCUUCAGCAUCUUUAGUCAUCCACACACCUGCUGGGACUCUAACAGGUGCUGCACUACCUUUUACAAACAGAACCGAAGAGAAAAAACAAACCUGCAUCAUCCUCAUUUUCAAGUCCAAGCUUAUCGCCAUGGAACAUUACGUUAGACGCACAUUACAUCCAUAUUCUGAUAUGUUCUGGAAUGGGAUUAUUAGGAUUAUUAACCAGUAUGUGAGAGAUAACCCAAAAUCUCCCAAAACUCAACUGUUCUCUUUACUAGCACUGCUUAAGGUGUAUGUGCCUGAGUCCUACCUCCUGAUGCCUGAGUGUCAACGGAUCCUUGGACCACCUGAUUUCAUCUAUGGAGGCCCCCCCUUUCAAAAGAGAAUGGAACCUUUUUCUGUCUUAAUUACAACAUCCAAUCGAUGCCGUGUACGCAUGAUUGACCUAACACUUGCACAGAGAGCUGUGGAGCUACUAGCUUCCUUAAGGAUUUACAGGAGUGCUACAUUGAGGAAAUUUAUGUGCUUACUUUGUGGAGAUCAGGCCCAAGAAUAUGUCAUGAACUUCAUCAAAGAUUUGCUGACAAAGAGGGAGAUGGGAGAGAAAGGUAAAGAGAAGUUCUCAAGGUUGAUUGAAGAUAUAGUGAAGAAUGAGGAUUUUAAAUAUGCUGUCUCUGUCUUGACAGUGGCAUCAGAUAAAUUCAGUCAGAUAUUCAUUUUCCCCCAAACUCUUUCCCGUCUCUAUUACAUUAAAAAAUGGACCCCUGACUAUGAAAGAGCUGAAGAAUGGGCAAAGAGAGCCAUUCAAAGAGCUCCACGUAAUUCUUAUGUAGCUGACACUCUUGGGCCAGAUUUAUAAGAACCGUUUGAGGAAAGCCAAUCUAACAACGAGGACAUCUUAAACAUGGCAGAAAAAGGCCUUCGAAGCAUUUAAAGAUGUGGAGGUAAAAGCUGAGAGAGAAGUGGACCCAGAGAUGAGGGACAUAGCAGGUAUUGAAGACACUUUCAAAGUCCUUCAACAACAGAGGCUUUUUUGGCUUCAUUCAAGUGGCAAAGAUAGUCUUUGAGAAACUCUCUGAACAGCAACGCACGAGUUUGGUCCAAAACAAAAAAUGGAAGUUGAAGACAAGUUUGACUUUUUUGAGUGGUACCUAACCUACUCCAGGCCUGACAUGGAAACUUUAGAGCCAGAUUACUUCUGGCAGGGAUGUUGCAGUUUGUUACAACUACUACACAACAGAAUACAGCAGCUGAAUCCACCAGCUUCCCAGGCCUUCUUGACUGUCUGAAUCAUGGCCUUUUCACAUCAAGAGGAAAACGUGCUGGGUUUGAGGAGGAUGAGAAAACUGUUUCUGAUUUAGAGGAAAUCCAAGAUCUUUUGAAAACCACCUAUGAAGAAAACACUGAUGAUGUCAACGUAGCAGAGAGGUACAUCCUCUCCAACAUCAUCCUGAGCAACAGGACGCCUGAUUCUCCUCAGCUGACCCCGGUGAAUGAACUCCAAAGAAUAACUCACAGAUUCUUGGGCUCUCCAGAGGGCCACAGAAGCCCUGAGUUUUACCUUUUGGUUCUGCUGUUGUUUUGGCCUGAGGAACAGCCUCAGGUGGUGCAAGAAGAGGAUGAUGAAAAGGUGGAACAAGAGGCCACAGGAGAUGAUGGGUCAGAAGAAAAAACCUGGGAGGAUGAGGACAGUAAUGAGGUAUCAGAAACAGAAGGAGAGCCUGCACAACUGCCUCAUGACCUGCAACAGUAUGUCACUUUCAUGGAGAGAGCAUAUGACAGAGGCAGUUAUGCCAAGUACCUUCGUGGCCGUUACCUUUUGCCUCUGUUUUUUCUGGGAAAGGGCUCUGGACUGAGCAAAUGGAUUCACAAAUCAAAGCUGGAUGCAAUUGUGGAAAAAAUGGUGGAUGCUGAGCAGCCUCAAAGUAAUAAAGAUAAAGUAAUGUGGAUCAAAAAUAUGUGGAUCAGUGGGAAAGUGUGGCAAAUACCAGAAAUCCAAGAGAUCCUUCUCCCGGUCAGGGUAGAGCCCUGCCACACUUCCAUCAUGUCACAGGAGCAUGAAGAAAUGUUUGUUUGUGUUGGAGGGAAGAAAAUAAAAGCUUCAGUAAAGGAUGAACCUUCAGUGCUGAGCCCCAUUCGUUUCUAUCUUGGCUUCACCAUUCGGGGUCCUGUCCUCUUCAAAGUUCCUCACAUGUCUGGACAGUGACUGACAGUGAACACUGUGGUACUGUAAGAAACAGGCAACGAACAUUAGCUUGACAUUGAUUUGAACCAGAGUGGUGGAUCACCAACAGAUCACCGUUGCCAUCCCUAGACCAUGGCUCGAGUGUUGUUAAAUAUAAAUGCUUUUGGAACAGAGAAAUAUAUAAAAUCACAAAAAAUAUCUGUAAGUUAAAUAAUAAUAAAUAAUCUGUAAGUCUUUUUAAGUUAUUUUUUUACACUGUAUGACUCAGAGGGAAAGUCAAAUGGUGUCUUGAAUCAACUGUAUGGUCAUUUUUGAAGUUGUAGUAGAUGGUGGUGGUGUAUAGUCAAACCUUCCACAAAUUAUUUUUAUUUAUUCUGCAUUAUCCAUUUCUGUGUUGGUAGAUGAGUUCAUAAUAAUUUGCUUUCAGUGUCAUUUUUACAUGUUUUAACAUAUUUAUCUAUUAAUUUUUUUUAAUGUGGCUGAUAAUAUUGUAGCUUUGGCUUCAAACAUUAACCAAACUGUAUUCUUGCUUUAGUUGUAAUGAGUGGAAAUACUCAGCUGAAAAAGUUGAAUUAAUAUGAACAUUAGGGCUGAAUGAAGAAAAUAACAAGCAUUAUUUUUUUUUCCUGAUACUUUUUUAUUUGUUUUAAUUUUUACUUUUUAAAAUACAGCCCUCUUAUAUGUAUUUUUAUGAUAUGAGUUUUAUGAUAUUUUAUGAGGUGUUGGUUGUAUUCUUAGAGCUUGGAUGUAUAAUGUAUGCGUAUGUUGAAUAAUAAUUUGUAAAAAUGUAAUUGAAGGUAAUGUAUGCAGUUUCUUUGACAAUAAAUUCAAACCUGCAGUGGCAUCCUU